AUGCCAGCUCUCGCCGGAGUCACCUCCGCUAGCAUCACACCCAUCAGCAGCACCGGCCAGUUAGAGAGCGUCACUGCGCCUCGCAAGCUGCUGCUGCGAGCCUCCAAUCCCAGGCAGCUGGACGAAUUAAACUCGGAUGGCUGCACUGACAGCGGCGGUGACACGAGCACCGGCGGUGACACGAGCACCGGCGGUGACACGAGCACCGGCGGUGACACGAGCACCGGCGGCGACACGAGCACCGGCGGCGACACGAGCACCGGCGGUGACACGAGCACCGGCGGUGACACGAGCACCGGCGGUGACACGAGCACCGGCGCAACGGCACAGGCAUGGGCGAACAACCUUGCCUCUAGAGGAUGCGUGAUGGAGCAUGGAGGAGCGGAUGGGCUUGGGCAGAACCUGUACUGGAAGGGCCCUGUGCAGCUGAGCAGUGAGGAGGACCGGGCGGCCGUGCAGUCGUGGGUGGCGGAGCAGGCGGACUGGUCAUACAGCCCCGUGCCGCAGGGGUGUGCUGCUGGCAAGCAGUGCUUGCACUACACGCAGGUGGUGUGGCGGGAUACCACACACGUGGGGUGCGGUGCUGCCCAGUGUGCGGAUGGGGGGUGCAUGUGGGUGUGCGACUACUCGCCGGCAGGCAAUGUGCUUGGGUCCACUCCUUUCUAG
Messenger RNA from Closterium sp. Yama58-4, 666 nucleotides. NCBI's taxonomy places the organism in Eukaryota, Viridiplantae, Streptophyta, Zygnematophyceae, Desmidiales, Closteriaceae. The record is from the annotation of a GenBank genome assembly.